Messenger RNA from Ramularia collo-cygni, 1374 nucleotides. RefSeq names its product related to aspergillopepsin A precursor. Gene Ontology annotation, biological process: proteolysis. The transcript has 4 exons. Gene Ontology annotation, molecular function: aspartic-type endopeptidase activity. Lineage: Eukaryota; Fungi; Ascomycota; Dothideomycetes; Mycosphaerellales; Mycosphaerellaceae. The coding region runs from base 1 to 1374 and encodes 457 amino acids. The record is from RefSeq and is a predicted model, not a curated record.
AUGAAUUACUUGGCACUCAUCGCUGCACUGGCGGCGAUAUCACUCGCUGCACCACAUCCUCAUCCACCACCUUCUCUCCGGAAGAGAAGCUUCCAAGUCGAAUCCCAUGGCCGCCGUCCUUCCCCACUCCAGGAAGUCGCACGCACGCACCGCAAGUUCGGAUGGGACCCCAUCGUCGCCGAUGACCAUGAGCCCGACCCGAUGAUUGUCCCCAACAAUCCCGACUCGGUCAUCAUCCCCGGCACUGUUGUGGUGGUGACGCUCUCGGCCACCGCUCUUUCCCUACCUACUGGAUAUGGUAGCCCCCCUGUGCAGGAUAACUCCUCCGUGAGCGGCACUUCAAGUGGAGCUAGCACCACCCCCACCCCCACCYCCAAUCCAGGAAGCGAAGAUGGGGAAGUCACCGCCACGCCCGAGGAAAAUGAGUCGGAAUACCUGUCGCCCGUCCUCGUCGGUGGUCAGGAGCUCAAUCUAAACUUCGACACGGGCUCCGCCGAUCUCUGGGUCUUUAGCACAUCUCUUUCCCGCGCAGACGUCAAGGGACAUGCUGCCUUUAGUCCCAACAAAAGCUCCACAUGGUCCGAGUACGAGGAUGGUACCUGGAGCAUCACUUAUGGUGAUCAAAGCUAUGCAAGUGGCACCGUCGGGUUCGACACCGUCGACGUGGGCGGCGCAACCGUGAAGAAUCAGUGCGUGGAAAUUGCCACCGACGUCUCUCCGCAGUUUGUGGAGGACGAGAAUAGUGAUGGCUUGCUGGGACUGGCAUUCUCAACCAUCUCGACUGUACAGCCUGAACCACAAAAGACUUUCUUCGAAAAUGUAAGGGACGACCUUACUCUUCCCGUGUUUACCUCAGCUCUCGAGGAAAGCGAUGGCAAAGCGACCUACGAAUUCGGCAAAAUUGACAGCGACAAGCACCGCGGCAAGAUCUACUACACUCCAGUCGACAAUUCCGCCGGCUGGUGGCAAUUCAACAGUCCCAGCUACGCCGUCGACGGAGUUUCCACUCCUUGUCCCGACUGCAGCCCCGUCAUCGCCGACACGGGUACUUCCCUCAUCUACAUGGACUCCGAAAUCGUAGCAGCCUAUUACGAAUCCAUCCGCAGCGCGCAAAAUUCUCGCUAUGGAUAUGCCUUUCUCUGCGAAGAAAAGCUUCCGAGUUUGAGUAUUGCUAUUGGAGAUGCAUAUGUAGCUACCAUCAACGGAAGUGAUAUGACUUAUGCUUCCCUGGAUGACGGCAGCGGGUAUUGUCUCGGGGGUUUACAGCCAGGACCAGGACGCUUUCAAAUUCUCGGCGGGGUUUUCCUUAAGCAGUUUUUUGCUGUUUUUGAUGGAGGGGAGGAGUUGCGUUUUGGGGUGGCGCUGAAGAAUUGA